Cynara cardunculus var. scolymus (artichoke) is the source of this 2847-nucleotide messenger RNA. RefSeq names its product uridine-cytidine kinase C. The transcript is spliced from 11 exons. Gene Ontology annotation, molecular function: kinase activity; ATP binding. The record is from RefSeq and is a predicted model, not a curated record. The coding region runs from base 707 to 2776 and encodes 689 amino acids. Gene Ontology annotation, cellular component: cytoplasm. NCBI's taxonomy places the organism in Eukaryota, Viridiplantae, Streptophyta, Magnoliopsida, Asterales, Asteraceae.
AUUCAUGCUUUGUGAUUGUGUUUAACUGCUUGUCUGCCCGAUCCUUUACUUGAAAUCUUAUUGGGUUCUUGUUAUCUUUUGAUUUUUCAUUCACUGCAUGAAAUUUAGGUUAAAACUCUAUGUCAGACUGUGUUUUCCUUUACUGGAAUUAGUUGGGGUUCUUGAUUUUAUGAAAGGUUUAGUGGGUUCAUUGAUUUGAGUGUAAAUUGACUCCCAACCCAACUAAUUGGUUGUUUGAUCGAUUGGAUUUGUGAAAGUUGCAUAUCCCUUUUUGAAGCUUUCAUAGAUGAUUUAACUGCUGGUUCUAAAGAUGCCAAUAAUUAGCAUUGAUUAUCUUAUCCAUUUAUUGCUACAUCAUACCAGAAUUAGGAACAUUGCUCCUGAUCUUAAGCCCACUUUCUUUGAUGCAUCUCUCAUGUCAAUCUUGGCUGGCAUCUGUCUCCUAACAACAUUGAUGAAGAUUGUGUCAGAACCUAUAAGUUCUGGUAGAAUUUAUGAUUAAGAUAUCUAAUCAAAGGGGUCUUAAUUCUAUAUCUUGAUCAUUUAUUUAUAUGUCGUUGAUGUGAGUAAUGGAACAUACCAUAACUUGUGAACAAGAAAGGGCAUGCAUUUCUCUUUGAUCAAAGAUCACUCCAUCAGUAGGUAAAGUUGAUCAAACAUAGCCGCUUACUAAUUUUACAAACUGAAGCUGCAAAGGUAUGUUUUCAUGCUGCUAUUUUUUGGUUUAUUCCCACUUAUUUGUGGUUCAUUUUUGCAGCAAAGGUUGAAACAUAUAUCCACUAAUAGGAAAAUGUCCGAGGAGAAUUCUUUAAUUGCUGAAUCACCUAGAAGGCGUUCUGGUCUACUAAGAGAUCAAGUUCAGUUGGUUAAAAAGAAGGAUUCAUCUCGUUACGAGAUUGCUCCCAUCCAAGAUCCUCUUUCAUUUGAGAAGGGUUUCUUCGUAGUGAUCCGUGCAUGCCAGUUGUUGGUUCAAAAGAAUGAGGGUAUUUUAUUAGUCGGUGUAGCAGGUCCAUCCGGGGCUGGGAAGACUGUAUUUACAGAUAAAGUCCUUAACUUUAUGCCCAGCAUUGCUGUUAUAACAAUGGACAACUACAAUGAUGCAACACGUAUUGUCGAUGGCAACUUUGAUGAUCCAAGGCUGACAGAUUACAACACAUUACUUGAAAAUAUCCAUGGACUAAAGGAAGGGAGGACGGUUGAAGUUCCCAUAUAUGACUUUAAGUCCAGUUCACGAAUUGGUUACAGAACACUCGAAGUUCCUUCUUCUCGCAUAGUGAUUAUCGAAGGGAUUUAUGCGCUUAGUGAAAAACUACGACCAUUGCUAGAUCUCCGUGUCUCUGUCACUGGUGGAGUACACUUUGAUCUUGUGAAGCGGGUUUUGAGGGACAUUCAACGUGUUGGACAAGAACCCGAAGAAAUAAUUCAUCAAAUAUCUGAAACGGUAUAUCCUAUGUACAAAGCUUUUAUCGAGCCUGAUCUUCAGACCGCACAUAUAAAAAUCAUCAACAAGUUCAAUCCUUUCUCAGGAUUCCAGAAUCCAAGUUAUAUUUUGAAGUCCAAAAAGACUGUGACCCCAGAGCAGAUGAAGGCGGUUCUCUCUCAAGAACAUCAAGAAAGAAAAGAAGAAACUUACGAUAUAUAUCUUCUACCACCCGGUGAAGAUCCUGAAGCCUGUCAAUCAUAUCUGAGGAUGAGGAACAGGGAUGGGAAAUACAACCUAAUGUUUGAGGAGUGGGUGACCGAUAGUCCAUUCAUCAUAUCACCUAGAAUCACCUUUGAAGUGAGUGUGCGUCUUCUUGGUGGGCUAAUGGCUUUAGGAUACACGAUUGCUGCUAUACUCAAAAGAAGUAGCCAUAUUUUCUUCGAUGAAAAGGUCUGUGUGAAAACCGAUUGGUUGGAGCAACUUAAUCGCACCUAUGUUCAGGUGCAAGGAAGAGACCGUUUGUAUGUCAAAUAUAUUGCAGAGCAGCUCGGGUUAGAUGGUACAUAUGUUCCUCGCACCUACAUAGAACAAAUACAGCUAGAAAAAGCCGUAAAUGAUGUGAUGACAUUGCCAGAUGAUCUGAAAACGAAGCUUAGUAUCGAUGAUGAUUUGGUUUCAAGCCCCAAAGAAGCGUUAUCUCGUGCUUCUGCUGAUAGGAGAUCCAAAUACCUCAACCGGGGUGGUGCGCACUCGCUAUCUACACGUGAACGGAAUUUAUCAAAGCUGACAAAACUUUCCAUUAAUAGUAGGAGGUUCGACGGGAGGACCCCUGAUUCACCAGCACCCGUUGCAAAUCAAGGAGUCAUCACUCACCUCUCGGAACAAAUUUCCACUCUCAACGAAAGGAUGGAUGACUUCACAUCUCGUAUCGAAGAACUAACUUCGAAAUUUUCUGAAAGAAGAGUCCCUAGCCAUCAAAAUAUGGCUAUGGCCGGCCAGGCCGAAUCCUGCAACGGUUCGGCAACUUCACUGUUCAUGGCCGGGCUGGGAAACGGUUCAUUGACCGGACAACUGCUACCCAAUUCCGCAUCUUCUAACCAGUUGGCUCGAGAAUCUCCCCUCAUGGAAGAGGUGUUACUGAUAGCAAGGGGGCAACGACAAGUGAUGCAUCAGAUAGACAACUUAAGUAACUUGUUACGUGAGUAUGGUGUAGAACGGUCUCAGCAAGAUCGGGGGGCAGAAAAGAGGAACCGAUUGAUGGAGAUUGAAUCGUUUGGGAUACCGUUCAUCGUAACAUUGACGAUUGGUGGGUUGGGUUUCUUGUUGUGUAGGAGUCUGUAUUCUCAAAAGUAACCAGUCUCUUGAAAAGUUUACUUACUCAAAUAAAUUGGGGAUCAAAGUAUAAGGUAUUACCACUUUAAUGU